AUGGCCCAAGCCUACCCCAUUCUCCCGGAGAAGCUUCUCCUCAUCUCCCUAAAGAUGUACUUCACCCCAGCCCGCACCCUCGAAUACAUGCGCGGCCUCCUAGACCCAGCAAACGAAAUUGUCAACCCCGCCAACAGCUCCAAGCUCCUCCUGGCCCUAAUCCCAGACUUCCUCACCAUCUGGCCCUGCGCCGAGAUCCUAAAAGAAUAUGAAACCCAGCUUUCAGCAUCCGGAAAGCUCACCUCCGGCCCUCCUCCAUUCUUCCUCGGUGCUCAGGAUUGCAUGUGGGAGCAAAGCGGCGCAUACACAGGCGAGGUUUCACCUGCCUCCAUCCGUGCUCUGGGCUGCUCAAUCGUCGAACUAGGCCACGCAGAGCGUCGCGCUAUCUUCGGUGAGACAGAUGAGCAGACUGCGCGGAAGGCUGCGGCUACCUGUGCGCAGGGAAUGGUCCCGCUCGUCUGUGUUGGCGAGAUUACUGCGCCCGGUGCUGUCGCGUCUGAGGCGGUCGGUCAAGCUGUUUCCGAGUGCGCUGUGCUUAUUCGCGCCGUACUUGAUGCUAUCCCUGCCGAGGCACCGGUCAUCUUUGCCUAUGAGCCUGUGUGGGCGAUUGGGAAGCCGAAGCCGGCUGGUGUGGAUCAUGUAGCUGCAGUCGUGGAGGGAAUACGUGGUGUCAUCGGGUCGCGGCCUGCACGUGUGCUUUACGGUGGUAGUGCCGGUCCAGGACUUUGGGGUGAGGGUGGACUUGGUAAGGCCGUUGAUGGGAUGUUUCUUGGACGAUUUGCGCACGAAAUCGAGGGCGUGCGGAAGGUUGUUCGGGAAGUUGAGGAGAGUCUCGCUUGA
Penicillium longicatenatum is the source of this 840-nucleotide messenger RNA. Its product is annotated as triose-phosphate isomerase. The record is from RefSeq and is a predicted model, not a curated record. The transcript has a single exon. Gene Ontology annotation, cellular component: cytosol. Gene Ontology annotation, biological process: glyceraldehyde-3-phosphate biosynthetic process; gluconeogenesis; glycolytic process. The coding region runs from base 1 to 840 and encodes 279 amino acids. Gene Ontology annotation, molecular function: triose-phosphate isomerase activity. Lineage: Eukaryota; Fungi; Ascomycota; Eurotiomycetes; Eurotiales; Aspergillaceae.